GCCUGCACCUGUUCAGCUGUUCUGAACGUCUAUACUCAAAAAUCCAUUGCCAAAAACCUCGCGAAACCCCCUUGCCUAGCGAGUGGCAACCUACGCCUCCAUGGCGCCGCCCACCUCCCCCGCCGCCGUCGCCGCGGCCGCCCGCGCGGCACCAACGCCGGCCGCGGCGCUCGCGCUCUUCAAGUCGGCGCUGUCCGCAGACCCGGCGCUCUCCCCGCUCGCCGUGCUCCCGCACCUCGCCGCCACCCCGUCGUUGCCCCAUCUUCUCCUCACCGCCUCCGUCGCCGGGCGCCCGCACACCACCUCGCUCAGCCUCUACUCGCGCCUCAAGUCCCUCUCCCUCCCCAUCCCCACCGCCUCCCUCCACCCGCUCCUCUCUUCCCUGCCCCCCGCCCCCGCCUUCGUCCUGUUCGCUGACAUCUUCCGCCUCCGCCUCCCGCUCUCCACCACCACCUUCAACAUCAUGUUGCGCCAUCUCUGCACCGCGGGAAAGCCUGUUCGCGCGCUCGAGCUUCUCCGACAGAUGCCCAGCCCCAACGCCGUCACCUACAACACCGUCAUCGCCGGGUUCUGCGCCCGCGGUCGCGUCCAGGCGGGAAUAGAGAUCAUGCGGGAGAUGCGGGAGCGCGGCGGUAUCGCCCCUGACAAGUACACAUACGCGACGGUGAUCUCUGGUUGGUGCAAGGUCGGCAAGGUUGAGGACGCAACCAAGGUGUUCGAUGAAAUGCUGACUGAGGGGAAAGUGGAGCCAAAUGCGGUGAUGUACAACGCGUUGAUAGGUGGAUACUGUGACCAGGGAAAUCUGGAGGUUGCGCUGCGGUACCGUGGUGAAAUGGUAGAUAGGGGAGUUUCCAUGACAGUCGCGACAUACAACUUGUUCGUGCACACUUUGUUCAUGGAAGGGCGUGCUGCCGAGGCACAUGCAUUGGUUGAGGAGAUGGGCGAAAAGGGGCUUGCACCGGAUGCAUUCACCUACAAUAUAUUGAUCAACGGGUACUGCAAAGAGGGCAAGGAGAAGAAAGCCAUGAAGAUGUUUGAAGUUAUGGUUGGGAAAGGGAUUCGUGCGACAGUGGUGACCUAUACAUCACUGAUACAUGCCUUGUCCAUGAAGGGGAUGGUUCAGGAGACAGAUAGGCUGUUUAAUGAUGCUGUGAGGAGAGGCAUCAGGCCUGACCUUUUCAUGUACAAUGCCCUGAUUAAUAGCCACUGCACAGGUGGAGAUAUGGAUCGGGCAUUUGAGAUCAUGGGAGAAAUGGAGAAGAAGAGGAUCACACCAGAUGAUGUGACAUACAAUACUCUGAUGCGGGGGUUGUGCUUGCUAGGGCGUCUUGAUGAAGCACGUGGGCUCAUUGAAGAGAUGACCAAGAGAGGUAUCCAGCCAGACCUUGUGAGUUACAACACGUUGAUCAGCGGUUACAGCAUGAAGGGUGACAUCAAGGAUGCUGUGAAGGUUCGGGAUGAGAUGAUGGGUAAGGGGUUCAACCCAACACUUCUGACGUACAAUGCUAUGAUAAAAGGGCUCUGCUUGAAUGGCCAGGGAGGUGACGCUGAGGACCUGGUGAAAGAAAUGGUGGGCAAUGGCAUCACCCCUGAUGACAGCACAUAUAUUUCACUGAUCGAGGGACUUACCACUGAGGACGAGCGACUGGCUGCAGGAGAUGAUGUAAAAGCAUGAGCUUCUUAGGAAGCAGAAGCAUGAGCUAUCAGGAAGCACAGCAUGAGUUUUUGUAGGAAGUAUAUAUGCAGGCUGUGUGCAGAUCAAACCAACUCGAAGAUGCGCAUACCAGAUACUUCUGCAACCUGUACUGGCGUGCAGUAACAUUCCAGUUUCUACAUUGGCCUACCAUGUUCUGAAGUCUUAUAUGAGUGCGAAAUGAUCAUUUUGAAGAUGACUGGCGCUGGACUGUUGGCAAUGUGGGCCAGCUAACUCUGGCAUUUUACCUCAUCAGUUAAUACUUGGUCGAGUUAUAACCUUGCCAACAGUUCAUUGCUUUCUCAAGUAAAGCACUGGCCACUGGGUGAUGCAACCUACGAAGACAUGUGUUUUUUUUUCAAGAUGGAAAGCGGCGUGAUUGAUCUUUUUUGAAGACAACGAAGUACUUACAGUAAGUGGACACUGAAUCUUGCAACCUGCUUAGAUCAGGAGUCACCUUAUUUAUUUCGAGGAUAUGAGACAUUGCCUUAUCGUGCUUGAUAGAACUACAGAUAUAUUUUCUGUAAGGAUAAGUGAAUUCACUAAAACAGUAAAAAUGUCAUGCUUUUGAAAUGCAAUUCAGAUCUACACGUUAAUGAUACCA
Molecule: messenger RNA, 2297 nt
Organism: Brachypodium distachyon (stiff brome)
Lineage: Eukaryota; Viridiplantae; Streptophyta; Magnoliopsida; Poales; Poaceae
Product: pentatricopeptide repeat-containing protein At2g15630, mitochondrial
Exons: 1
Coding region: 101-1675 (524 amino acids)
Molecular function (GO): protein binding
Source: RefSeq, a predicted model, not a curated record